CCAAGAAGUUAGUAAUGCCCAUCAUUUACUAAGUAGAAGUUAUCUCAACAUAAGUGAAGAUGAUUAAAAUAUUAUCAGUCUUGGUACUAGCAACUCUAGUCGCUGACGCAUUCGGCCAGCGCUUCAUACAUCCAACGUAUAGGCCUCCUCCGCGACGACCAGUGAUCAUACGGACCGUUCGUGACGUCAGUGAUCAACCACUAUGGCUAUACCAAGGUGACAUUCCACGAGCACCUGCAUCCGGUGACCACCCAGUACUACCAACAACCAUCGAUGAUGUAAAACUGGACCCAAAUAGAAGAUACGCACGUGACGUCAAUGAUCAACCAUUGUGGCUGUACCAAGGUGACAUUCCCCGAGCACCUGCAUCCGGUGACCACCCAGUUCUACCAACCAUCAUCGAUGAUGUAAAACUAGACCCAAACCAAAGAUACGCUCGAAGCGUGGACUCUCCGAGCGCCCGCCGGUCAGGUGGUGGAUCAAGAUCUACCGGCAAUCACGAUACUGGGCGGACUCAUCCCGGAUAUAAUCGUCGAAAUGCUAGAGAUGUUGAAUUUACUCAAAGGCCUGGAUGGCCUAAACCUCGUCCUACCGUAGGACCCGUACGUCCAUUCCCUCGCCAGCAACCUUUAUCGCCAAUAUCUAAAUCUCCAUCUCGGUAUUUAAUAGCAUCAUUCACAGCAGACGACUGGAGACAAGACGUAAAAAUGCUUAAAUUAAUAUCAGUUUUAUUGUUACUGGUGUGUAUCGACUAUGCCUUAAGUCAGCGCUUUAUUCGUCUGACGUAUAGACCUCCUCCACGAAGAUACAUCAUUCGAAGAGUUCGGGACGUGAGUGAUCAAGAACCGUUGUGGCUAAAUCAAGACAGCAAUCAUCCUCGAGCGCCUACCAGUGGUGAUAAUCCCGUGCUGCCCCCUUAUAUCGAUGAUGUAAAAGUGUACCCAAACAGAAGGUACGCCCGGAGUGUAGAUUCACCAAGUGCUAGGCGGUCCAGAGGAAGUAGUUCAAAAUCUAGCCGUAGUCAUGAUACCGGAAGAACUCAUCCUGGAUACAAUCGGCGUAAUGCUUAAGAGGUUUCAACCAGGUUUCAACGGUUUCAACAUUGACCCGAUUUUUAUGGUACAUGAAACCUAACAUGAAAAAGUAGCUGUAACUAGUUAAAAUGAAAUUGUAUUAAUUAAUUAUAGUAAAUAUUAUAUCCAUUAAAAUUAUGUAAGUACCUA
This is a messenger RNA of Maniola jurtina (meadow brown), 1223 nucleotides long. RefSeq lists its product as uncharacterized. The record is from RefSeq and is a predicted model, not a curated record. Bases 60 to 1070 code for a protein of 336 amino acids. Lineage: Eukaryota; Metazoa; Arthropoda; Insecta; Lepidoptera; Nymphalidae. The transcript has 2 exons.